ACUGCGCGUGAUGGGUUCGCGUCGCGGGAUUCAGCGCCCAGCCUGGGACUCCUGUUUUCCCGGUUCGGGUGGUCGCGGGAGCCCGGCGCGACCCCCAGCCGUGCGCCCCGCCCCGGCGCCAUGCACUGCGAGGUGGCUGAGGCACACUCGGACAAGAGGCCUAAGGAGGCCCCUGGUGCGCCCGGCCCCGGCCGCGGCCCCGCCAGCCUCGGCGCGCACAUGACCUUCAGGGUCACCGUGAGUGGUGGCGGCUGCGGGGACAGGGGCCCGCGGGACCUGCUAGCCCGGCCGCCUGCGCCGCCACCGCGCGCCCACGACCUUCUCCGGCCCCGGAGCCCCCGAGACUACGGUCCAUCCAAGGCCGCCGCCGCCGGGAAGGUGAAUGGGAGCUACGGCCACUGCACCCCGAGCUCAGAGAAGAGCCUGCUGGGCCUGGACCUUGCUGAGGGCCCUGGCCCCACCUGCUGCCAGGGCCUGUUCCUCCCUGCAGGAAGCCCGCCGCCCCGGGCUCACCCCCAAGCUUGUGAGAGGCUGCUGCAUUUCCCCCAUCCUAACAGGUCACCCAGACCCCAGGCCACCUAUGUGAACGGCAGCCUCCCAACCACACAACACAUCAAACAGGAGUCCCUGCCCGACUACCAAGCCAUGGCAGAGGCCCGCACAUCCCUGUCUGCCCACUGUCGGGGCCCGCCGGCCACUGGCCUGCACCCAGACCUGGACCUCCCGGGCCGAAGCCUCGCCACCCCUGCACCUUCCUGCUACCUUCUGGGCAGCGAACCCAGCUCUGGCCUGGGCCUCCAGCCCGAGGCCCACCUCCCUGAGGGCAGCCUGAAGCGCUGCUGCCUCUUGGGCCUACCCCCGACCUCCCCAGCCUGCUCCUCACCCUGUGCCUCCUCCGAGGUCACCUCCAUCAUCCGCUCCUCCCAGACGUCUCUGGUCACCUGUGUAAAUGGACUCCGGAGCCCCCCUCUGGCGGGAGAUCUGGGGGGCUCUUCCAAGCGGGCCCGGCCUGGCCCUGCAUCGACGGACAGCCAUGAGGGCAGCUUGCAACUUGAAGCCUGCCGGAAGGCGAGCUUCCUGAAGCAGGAACCCGCGGAUGAGUUUUCAGAGCUCUUUGGGCCUCACCAGCAGGGCCUGCCGCCCCCAUAUCCCCUGUCUCAGUUGCCGCCUGGCCCAAGCCUUGGAGGCCUGGGGCUGGGCCUGGCGGACAGGGUGGUGGCCGGGCGGCAGGCGUGCCGCUGGGUGGACUGCUGUGCAGCCUACGAGCAGCAGGAGGAGCUGGUGCGGCACAUCGAGAAGAGCCACAUCGACCAGCGCAAGGGCGAGGACUUCACCUGCUUCUGGACUGGCUGCGUGCGCCGCUACAAGCCCUUCAACGCCCGCUACAAGCUGCUCAUCCACAUGCGGGUGCACUCAGGCGAGAAGCCCAACAAGUGCAUGGUGAGUUCCCACCGGCCGCCAGGCCUCACCCCAGCCACUCUGGCAGAGCAGCACUCACCCCAGUGCCCCAGGGAGGCCGCAUGGGACUCCUUCCUCGGGGCUGGCUGA
This is a messenger RNA of Nomascus leucogenys (northern white-cheeked gibbon), 1548 nucleotides long. RefSeq names its product zinc finger protein GLIS1-like. Lineage: Eukaryota; Metazoa; Chordata; Mammalia; Primates; Hylobatidae. The transcript is spliced from 4 exons. Gene Ontology annotation, biological process: regulation of transcription by RNA polymerase II. The coding region runs from base 121 to 1548 and encodes 475 amino acids. Gene Ontology annotation, molecular function: RNA polymerase II cis-regulatory region sequence-specific DNA binding; DNA-binding transcription factor activity, RNA polymerase II-specific. The record is from RefSeq and is a predicted model, not a curated record. Gene Ontology annotation, cellular component: nucleus.